AUGGAUCGUUUAAUCAUCUUACUAGCUAUUCUUUUGAUGGUAGGAAACAACUAUGCCUUUGAUAUUCCUCAAGCUCUUGAGGUUCCAAUAGAAGAGGAGUUUCAAUUGACUUAAACUUAGUUCAAUUUGCUAUACAGCGUGUUUGCAAUUCCAAACAUAGGUUUGAGUAUCGGAGGAGGCAUAAUGAUAGACAAUAUGGGAGGCCGUUGGGGAGUGUUUACUUUUAGUCUUUUGCUGGGCCUAUCAUAAUUGUUUAUAUUUUUUGGAGGAUGCUAUCAUAAUUACUGUAUGAUGCUUUGUGGUAGAGCUAUAUUUGGUAUUGCAAGCGAUAUUUUACACAUUGCUGUGUUUAAAAUGGUAGCCUAGCGAAUGCCCAAGGAUAUGGGUACUGCAAUGGGAUUGAUACUCACAGUCCCAGAAUUGGCAGCUGCUCUUAAUUCGUUUUUAUCACCUUAUUUAUUUGAGAAGACUAAUUCACUAAAAAUACCAUUGUUGUUUGGAUUAUUCUUAUGUUUUUUGUCCUUCUUAUCAGGGUUAAUGAUGAUUUACGUAGAUAUGAAAUACGAAAAAGUAGAAAGUGUGAAAUAAACUGAAUAGAUAUCAGUGUUUAAUUUUAAGCUUACGAAACCCUUUGUAAUAAUGAGCAUAAUAACUACUUUGAUGUUAGCUUCCUAUGUGCCAUUCCUUGAUAAUGCUAAUAAGUUUUACCAUGAACGCUUUGGAUUUAGCAUAAUGGAUGCUGGUCAAAUAGUAACUGUGGGAUAUGUGGUAGCAGCGAUUACAUCUCCGGUUGUGGGAAGGAUUUCAGACAAGUUUACGAAUUAUAGACCAUUUUUUAUUGUAGUGUCAACAAUCAUGUUUUUUAUAUCCCAUUUGCAAUUUUAUUAUAUGCCUUUGACGACAUCUCCAAAUUAUUAUUCAGUUUUUGCUUUGAUUACAUUGGGGUUAUCAUAUUCAUGUUUUUCGAGUGUUUUAAUGCCUGCUCUACAAUCCACAGUUCCUGAAGAUAUGCUUGCAACUGCUUUGGGUUUAUUGGGGAUAAUAGAGAAUUUCUGUAUGGCUGUUGUUCCAAUGAUUUCUGGUUUUGUAUAUGCAAUUGGUGGUGGCAUAGAUCCAAUGAAAAAUGUGGAUAUCAUAUAUUUGUUCUUGGCAGGAAUUGGAGUGGUUCUUUCAAUUCAUUUAUUGAUGGAGAACAUUCUGAAGCCAGCCAAGGCACAUUCAAAAUUGCCAAAUGCCCUGGAUAUUUGA
Messenger RNA from Paramecium tetraurelia, 1248 nucleotides. RefSeq lists its product as uncharacterized. Gene Ontology annotation, molecular function: transmembrane transporter activity. The transcript is spliced from 7 exons. The record is from RefSeq and is a predicted model, not a curated record. Gene Ontology annotation, biological process: transmembrane transport. NCBI's taxonomy places the organism in Eukaryota, Ciliophora, Oligohymenophorea, Peniculida, Parameciidae.